AUGCCUACUGUCAGCUGUUUUGAUUAUCCUGGCUAUGAAGAGCUUGGAAAUAUCUUCAACAUUUCUGCCGCUGUUUCCAUUCCUGCCAGUGCUCGCAUUGUGGCUUGUUCCGGUCAAAUUGCCGACAACCAUGACCCUCUCUGGGGCAAUCACGCCGAACAAUUCGAGAAGUCCAUGGCCAAUAUUCAAAAGUCCCUGGCUGCUGCAUCACCUCACAUCACCAAUCCCGAGCAGUUGUGGGAGGGAGUUUUUUACGUGACCUCAUUCCACGUUGGCGUUUUGUCGCGGGAGGAGCAACUGCAAAUCGCCGAAAUUGCCCGUAAAUAUUUCGGGAAAAACAAGCCUGCUUGGGCCGCGAUCUGUGUGAUGGCCUUGUUCCCACCAGAGGCGUUGGUUGAGGUCCAGGUCCAGGCUGCCUAUUCUGAUGAAAAGAAGGUUGAGAACUGA
This is a messenger RNA of Penicillium pulvis, 447 nucleotides long. RefSeq lists its product as uncharacterized. The coding region runs from base 1 to 447 and encodes 148 amino acids. The transcript has a single exon. NCBI's taxonomy places the organism in Eukaryota, Fungi, Ascomycota, Eurotiomycetes, Eurotiales, Aspergillaceae. The record is from RefSeq and is a predicted model, not a curated record.